Messenger RNA from Labeo rohita (rohu), 1295 nucleotides. RefSeq names its product CUB and zona pellucida-like domain-containing protein 1. The coding region runs from base 1 to 870 and encodes 289 amino acids. The record is from RefSeq and is a predicted model, not a curated record. Lineage: Eukaryota; Metazoa; Chordata; Actinopteri; Cypriniformes; Cyprinidae. The transcript is spliced from 4 exons.
AUGUUUUCACACGCUUGCUUCUUCAACACCAAUAAGGACUCAGGAGACUUCUUGGUCUUCAGAAACGAGAUCAAUUCUUUUGAGAACCCUAAUGAAGUAAUCACCAGACGCAGUCAAGUUAAAAUUAGCUUCUCCUGCCAGUACCCCAAAGUUGCCAGUGUUUCCAACCACUACAUCAACAAAAAGUCUGACUACAUCUUCACUGAAUCCAGUUUUGGCACUUUUGGUUACUCGUUUGAUAUUUUUACUAACAAUAACUUCAGCAGCCGAGUAGAUCCCAGUCUGUAUCCACUGGAGAUAAAUUUGAUGGAUGUGCUCUACAUGGGUAUUGCAGCUCAUUCUGCUCUCCCUGAGGUCCGGCUCUUUGUGGAGUCUUGCAGGGCCACUCCAGAUGACAACCCAUAUGGUGCCAUAUUUUAUGACAUCAUCAAAGAAGGGUGUAUUAUGGAUGACACAGUUGAGGUUUAUCAAAGUGAUUCAAGAACGUAUGACUUUGGGAUCCAGGCUUUCAAGUUCACAGGCGGCUACAGUGAGGUGUACAUUACCUGCUCUGUCAUUCUGUGUGCGGAAGGAAGUUCAAACUCAAGAUGCGCCCAAGGCUGCCUCCGAGAAUCCGCACACAAACGCAGACGAGACGUGAGCAAGGAAACCGCCAGGCAUUACAUCACACAGGGUCCCUUCCGUUUGGCAAGACAAACUCAGCAUUCAGCAGCAGCUUCAGAAAAUGGUGGUUCUCUUCAUAUCAGUGCAGGCACUGGGGUCUUCGCAGGACUCUUCAUAGUCUCCAUUGUGGUGCUGGUGGGAUUGUUGGUGUAUAAUGCCAAAAAAACAAGAGCACCUGACCGCAUGUAUCUGAUGUCCAGCUUCUAAAAUAUAUGUAUUUUUUUUCAAUCCAGAUAACUAAAUGAAUUUUCAGUUUUCUUUUUAUGAAUUUUCCUAAUGCAAAAUCUAAUGUAGAUUAGAUUUUUUUUAGUAUUCAAAACUGUUGAAUUUGUAUUGAUUUUGUGUGUACAAAGGUAAAGACUUGUAGAACUGCUUAACACAAGUAAAUUGUUAGUUUAGAACAAUAAAUAGCAUUUUUAGCAGCGUACAUAACAUUGAAUAUUACCCUAAUUAAUUUACCUUAUUAUACCCUAUUUUAAGUAUAUUGCCUUUUAUUCUUUUCCACCUUUUUUCUUCUUCACUUACGUAAAGUUAAACAGUGAUGAGGGUGAGAAAAAAUGUCAAAAAUAACUGUUACCUCAGUAAAAAAUUGUACUGUAGAUGAAUAAAGUAAAAUGACUCUCUUAUUUCAG